Messenger RNA from Mugil cephalus (flathead mullet), 4013 nucleotides. RefSeq lists its product as uncharacterized. The transcript is spliced from 19 exons. The record is from RefSeq and is a predicted model, not a curated record. NCBI's taxonomy places the organism in Eukaryota, Metazoa, Chordata, Actinopteri, Mugiliformes, Mugilidae. Gene Ontology annotation, biological process: prevention of polyspermy; binding of sperm to zona pellucida. Gene Ontology annotation, molecular function: acrosin binding; structural constituent of egg coat. Gene Ontology annotation, cellular component: egg coat. Bases 13 to 3927 code for a protein of 1304 amino acids.
CGUGUCCAGGUGAUGCCUUCGUGGGCGUUUAAGAAAAGCAUCAAUUAUUCAGCGAUGUCUUGCAACGCGGAGAAAUUGAUACGUUUAUUUUUAUUUGUAAUAAUUGGAUAUUUUUACACAUUUCCGCUUUGUUACUCGGUAAGUUUGGGGCAGUACGAGGACGAUAUUUUUGCCUAUCGAGUUCAUGACUGGGAAGGAAUUAACAAAGACAGCGGCGUACACCAGGGGAAAUGGCACCUCGUUGAACAGGUUAUCCGGAGUCCUAAUGCACUUAAAUUCAACCAGGCGGAUCUCAACGAGCUUCGGCCUGAACCCGGUGUUUCUCCCGGAGACCCAUCCGUACAUUUCAGUGCACCAAAACUUCUUAAAACUGGCUUCAACUUUGGGCUCACCAACUCCUCCUGGACUAUUGGUAAAGUCAGCACGAAAUCAGGGUCCUCAUCUCCAGACUCUGAAGAUGGCUACCAAGGAGAUUUUACAGGUUUUCAUGGACUUCAGGGAAAGAUUUCGGGCCUAAUCCCUGACAGUAGUCCACAUUUCUCCGAGUGGCAGACCAUACAGCCUUUGGUGAAAUGUGACAACAAUGUCAUGAUCAUCACUGCCUCUGGUCAAGGAGCCAUGCACUUACAAGUGAACAGAGUGGGAGACUUCCCAAUCUCCAUCUUCAGUUUGCCUCCAUACUGUGGUUACUCACUGAAGACAGCAUACAAGGACCUCGAGAUGAAGAUGCCUUAUGAUGCAUGCUACAUUACUCAGGAGAAUGGCAGUUAUGUUCUGCCCAUAUUGUGGCGGGCCAACCCGCUGAAGUUCUCUUGCCCGAUGUGGAUCACAGAACUUGCCCCCAUGAUCUCCCUUUCUGACCCUUUAGUCUUCUGCUCCCCUGACAGUAUGGUGGUACAGAUACAUGGCCAAGAGAAAAGUAUACCACUGCUAGGAGUCACAGUGAGUGGAACUUGGGGUCCAUUUGUAUCUGAACAGUGUGCAAGCUUUGACUCCCAGUCUCAGGAGCUUACCUUCUUCAUCUCCUACAGCGCUCCUUGCAUCACUAGUAAGGAUGGACUACACCUCCAGCUUUUAUUAGAUGGUCAAGACUACAUGCUCUCCUGCCCACCCCACACAACUUCUCUAACUCCUACUCCAUCUCCUGGUGACCCUCAGUUUCCCUACCCUAUCCCAUAUCCCGUUAGCACUGGACCAACAACCACUCCUCCUCUUUCUCCUCCUCCUCUUCCCUCUCCUCCUCCUCCCUCCCAUCAAACCCCAUCUCAGGAGCAGAUUGCACAAUUUCCACACUAUCCUUACUACUUCUACCUGCCCCCUCCAACUUGGUCUAACACUCUGUCUCCCGGUAACCCUCUUGUUGCCUACAUCCCAGAUUCUGUUAGCUUUGCUCCCACUUCCUCUCCUUCCCCUCCAACUCAGGAGCAGAUUGCACCAGUUCCAGAAUAUCCUCACCCCUACCUGCCAUCUCCACCUUGGUCUCCUACUCCGUCUCCUAGUCACCCUCAGUUUCUCCAUCUCCCAGGUCCUGUUAGCCCUGUAACCACCUUUCCCUCCAUUCCUGCCCCGCUUCAUCAGCUUCCAACUCUCGGUCAAAUUCCACAGCUUGUGGACUAUCACUACUAUCCUUCCUCUGGAGUGACUCGGUAUCUUCAGCUGCCCCAAGUUCACCAAGUUGCCCCAAAACCCACUCGCCCACCUCAGCCCACCCAUGGCAGUCCUUCUGGACAGCAAGAGCAACUGUUUCUCUAUCCCACUGACAUCAAAUACCACUUUGCUAUUUCUCCUGCCACCCAGCCCCCCAAACCUCCAAAAAGUCCUCAUUAUUCUCAGUAUCAUCUUCAGCUACCAUACUAUCCUGAACCCACUGCAGCACCAGUGACCCAACAACCUGCUCCUCUCCCUUCCAUGCCACAGUCUCCUGUUGAUCCACAGUAUCAAGUUGAUCCACCUUAUCUACCCAAUCCUGUCAGCUCCUACUACCCUCAUUGGUCGAUUUCUUACACAAAACCUUCUACUGACAGUCCCUCCAGCCAGUUUCAUCCCCAAAGACACAAUUACUUGCCACUGCCUGCACUUCAGCCAUUGGCCAAAGGAGAAUUUCAGAAACCAGCGGUUCCACAAACCACCUGCCCACCACACUUGGAUGCUAUUUGCAGCUUUUCUGUUUCUUCUAAUUUUCCUAAUUAUCUUACUCUUUCCCAGUCACAAUACCAUCCACCCUACCUCCCUGUGCCCCAGUAUCCACAGAUUCCCCAAGCAAUGACGACACAAAAUCCUGCCACCAUGACUCCCCCUACUACAACCACAGCUUGGACCAAUCUACAGGAUCCCUAUCUUAAGUGUCUGAUUGAGAAAAUGUCUGUCUUCCUGCCUUAUGCUCACACAGAAUCCAUUCAGCUCAGAGAACAAAAAAAGGGAUGGGUGUUACUCUCCAGUGUGUCUCCGCAUUGUGGGUACAUGCUACAGAUGCCACAGGACUUUGGGGUAAUCCUCCACUCUCCUCUGCCUGCCUGUCACAGCCAGAUACAGACUCCCUCGACCAUUUCUUUGCCCAUAAGGUUUUGGGACAGAUCCAUAGAACAGUACAGGACCUUGGACCCACAAUGCCCAUAUCUAAGUACUCUUAAAACUCCAGCACCAGUUACCCCAGCCUUCUCAAAGAGCCUACCAACCACCACCGAGGGCCCUGUCGUUGCAGAGGCUAAAAUCUUCUGCUCGUCCCAUCAUAUGGAUGUGGAGCUCCCUGCUGGUCCAAUUUCAGGAAUAGCUAUUAAAGACACCAAGAGACACCUGAUGAACCUCCAGGAUUUUCCAGCGUACUGUAGGUAUUCUGCAAGCAAAGGCAAAGAUGGCAAAAUCCAUUUGAUUCUUCAGUUACACUCAGUGUGUCACAUGAGUGUAAAGGGAAACAUGUACACCAUCACUGUUGUCUACAUGACAGCAACUGGGAGAAAGGAGGCUCAAUUCUCUUGUCCAGUUGUCAUCCCGGUGUCUGGGCAAGAGUGCAACCUUCCUAGUGAACAUCGUCUCCCCUGUGGAUCCAGCUCUGUAUCCCAGCCACAGUGCCUCUCCAUGGGCUGCUGCUUCAACAAGCACCCCCCUGCCUGCUACUACCCCAUGGAUGAGUGCACUAUUGACCGCCACUUUGUCUUCUCUGUGCCUGCCUCCCUCACGGAGCCCCCUCUUUCCCCUGCCCUGCUUGUUGCUGCCACCGACACCACCUGCAAGCCUCAAAGAGUAAUUGCUGACUACGCCUUGUUCAAGAUCCCAAUGGAUGGCUGUGGGACACACAGAGUGAUGGUGGGGAAAACUGUAGUCUACAUGGUGGAAAUCAUCAACAAGGUUCAAACUCUCAGCCUCAACUAUGGCACAAUCACAAGAGAUUCUCCUGUCAGGUUGCUGGUGGAGUGCAGGUUAUCACCAGGAUCAGCACUGACUGUUAGCUAUGUAGUCAAAACGCCAACCAUUAGUCCUGAAGUUCAGUCCCAAGGGGUGUUUGGAGUCCAGCUCAGGAUUGCAGAAGAUGGACAGUACAGCAGCUACUAUCCACAGUAUCACCAGCCUCUGCAAAUGUUGCUGGGAAAACCACUGUAUCUGGAAGUGCGGCUCCUAAAUUCUCCAGAUCCCAGUUUGGUGCUGUUGGUGCACUACUGUCUUGCCUACCCACGCUCCGGAAAAGCUGUGUGGGUGCUACUUUACAACGGAUGUCCCAACCCCUUGGACCCAGCCUUGUCACAGACUCUGCCAUCUGAUCCUCAACCAUCCACCCCUAAAAGUCAGACCCGCCGCUUCACCAUCACCACCUUUCAGUUCCUUCCUGAUGGUGAGUUCAAGGACCCGAAUGAAGAGAUGUACUUUAUGUGUUCGACUGAAAUCUGCUCACCACAUGAGGGGCCUUGUGUUGAGGGAUGCUUUGGACAGUGACGUUACAACAUAGAAGACGCUUGAAGUUAUGCAGAUGAUGAACUUGUGUCGCUCAUUAAACUACCAAUAAAAACCCUUAAAUAACA